Molossus molossus (Pallas's mastiff bat) is the source of this 1106-nucleotide messenger RNA. RefSeq names its product RAN, member RAS oncogene family (gene RAN). Gene Ontology annotation, biological process: ribosomal subunit export from nucleus; protein import into nucleus. Bases 113 to 763 code for a protein of 216 amino acids. The transcript has 7 exons. Gene Ontology annotation, cellular component: nucleus; cytoplasm. NCBI's taxonomy places the organism in Eukaryota, Metazoa, Chordata, Mammalia, Chiroptera, Molossidae. The record is from RefSeq and is a predicted model, not a curated record. Gene Ontology annotation, molecular function: GTPase activity; GTP binding.
CUUCGGCGCGCGCCGGCGUCGGCUGCGUCUCCGGGCAUUUGAAUUGCGCUUCCGCCAUCUUUCCAGCUCUCAGUCAGACGGCCGCGGAGACGCUUCUGGAAGUGACAUCGCCAUGGCCGCCCAAGGAGAACCCCAAGUUCAGUUCAAACUCGUCUUGGUGGGUGACGGCGGGACCGGGAAAACGACCUUCGUGAAGCGGCACCUGACCGGGGAGUUCGAGAAGAAGUAUGUCGCCACGCUGGGCGUCGAGGUGCACCCCCUCGUGUUCCACACCAACAGGGGGCCCAUCAAGUUCAACGUGUGGGACACCGCGGGCCAGGAGAAGUUCGGCGGGCUGAGAGACGGCUACUACAUCCAAGCCCAAUGUGCCAUUAUAAUGUUUGACGUAACUUCGAGAGUUACUUACAAGAAUGUGCCGAACUGGCAUAGAGACCUGGUGCGAGUGUGUGAGAACAUCCCCAUCGUGCUGUGUGGCAACAAAGUGGACAUUAAGGACAGGAAAGUGAAGGCCAAGUCGAUUGUCUUCCACCGAAAGAAGAACCUUCAGUACUACGACAUUUCUGCCAAAAGCAACUACAACUUUGAGAAGCCCUUCCUCUGGCUAGCGAGAAAGCUGAUCGGAGACCCUAACUUGGAGUUUGUCGCCAUGCCCGCUCUCGCCCCACCAGAAGUGGUCAUGGACCCCGCUUUGGCAGCGCAGUAUGAGCACGAUCUAGAGGUCGCCCAGACCACCGCUCUCCCGGACGAGGACGACGACCUGUGAGCAAGGGAGGCUGGAGCCCAGCGUCAGAAGUCUAGUUUUAUAGGCAGCUGUCCUGUGACGUCAGUGGUGCCGUGUUUGCCACUUUAUUAUAGAGCUAAGCAGAACCUGUGCUUGAUCUUGGGGUGCUGAAGGAGAUGAAUGGGCUUCGGAGUGAAUGUGGCAGUUAAAAUACCUUCAUUUUUGGACCUACAUAUUUAGCUGUUUCGGAACGCAGUUGUUUCUCUGAGUUCCAACUAUAAGAAUGCUGCAGUUGCAUCACAACAUCAGUGGUGGUCCCUUGUUUGUUACUGUCAUUCCCACGCCUUCGUUAGAAUCAGAAUAAAGUUGUAUUUCAAAUAUCUAA